Molecule: messenger RNA, 1616 nt
Organism: Laetiporus sulphureus 93-53
Lineage: Eukaryota; Fungi; Basidiomycota; Agaricomycetes; Polyporales; Laetiporaceae
Exons: 12
Coding region: 134-1504 (456 amino acids)
Molecular function (GO): hydrolase activity, acting on carbon-nitrogen (but not peptide) bonds
Source: RefSeq, a predicted model, not a curated record
CGCUAGGACGCAUUGUAGAUAUGCGGCGGCAUUGGUUAUCUCUACGACGAUUGUCGUCUCGGCUCUCGCAGAAAGCACCUAACCCUACCACGAUCUACUUGUACCCGACGUUGACAGUCGCACAUAUAGUGGGAUGAACACUAGCGCGUACCCAGGUUCUCCGGAAAAGACGCGAGACACUCUCCUGCCCAAAAUUGCACUGAAGCCGUGGCUCAAGAAAUCACAUCCGCGACCCCUUAUCCUGCGUAACGUGAGGCUCAUAGAACCAUCGACGUCGAGUGUGGAUCCCGGUCUUGUGGACGUGCUUACCAGCAGAGGACACAUAUCUGCUAUCCUACCGAGCUGGGAGCACGGCGAGUUUGAGGGGAACGAGGAGGAUGGUGGGGAUGCUGUGGAAGUGAACCUGAAGGGGAAGUUUCUUUGUCCAGGUCUCAUUGAUUGCCAUGUUCAUGUCAUGGCUGUUCCUGGCGUGAGGUCGUUGGCAGAGUUAGCGCAAGCGCCACAAGAGACCGUCCAUUUAGCAUCGACGUAUGUUUUGCGAGAGAUGCUAUUGCGUGGAUUUACGACUGUCAGAGAUACAGGCGGAGCCAGCGAGGCGCUCGCCACCGCAAUAGCCGAGGGUCUCAUACUGGGACCAAGGAUCAUCCAGUGCGGACAAGGUCUAUCGCAGACAGGCGGUCACGGUGAUAUUGGCAGCGAGUGCUGCGGUGGAGGCCACGGGAAAAUACUUGGGCGGGUCUGUGAUGGAGUAUCGGAGGUACUCAAAGCCACCAGAGAAGAAAUAAAGGGCGGUGCCGACUUUAUCAAGAUCCACUGUGGGGGUGGCGUAGCAUCGCCUACGGAUAGCAUUGAGUCGGUGCAGUUCACUGCUGAAGAGAUCCGUGCGGUCACGAUGACGUGCAAGCAGAUGGGGCACAGGAUGAGCACGGCUCAUGCUUACACCGAUGCGGCCGUACGCCACGCUAUUGACAAUGGUAUCCUCGGCAUUGAGCAUGGUAACCUCAUCUCAGAAGAGACUGCCGCGCUAAUGGCAUUCAAGGGCAUCUUCCUCACGCCGACAUUAUCAUGCUAUGGCAUCAUGGUGCGCCCGCCCUACGAGGACUACCUCCCGCCAGAGGGCAAGGUCAAGAACGAGCAGGUCAUGGCGAAGGGUCUGGAGGCGCUUAAAGUGGCAGAUGCAGCGGGGGUGACAAUAUGCUAUGGAUCCGAUCUGUUGAACUCAUUCCAUGCUCUGCAGACGGAAGAGUUCACCGUCCGUGCUUCCGUCCUGCCCUCAGCGAAAGUGCUGCAACAUGCAACCUGCAAUGCUGCUAGAUUGCUCGGCGACCACAGGCUAGGCCGUAUAUUCCCCGGUGGCUACGCCGACUUGAUCAUCCUGGACGUCAACCCGCUGGAGGACGUUUCGAUCCUUGAUUAUCCCGAGAACCAUCUCAUGGGAGUCAUCAAGAGCGGAAGGGUUAUUAGCAGCAAGGUGGAGGGACUGGUGGCGGAUCAGUUGUACUAGGAUGGCAGUAACCAGGGGAUCUCAUCCGCUGACUCCGAUUCAGAAAUAUCUAUUUCGCUUUAUUUGCUGAUAAUACCUGUUGCAUCACUGUUCAAUAUUCAAUGCUCAGCGC